AAUUAGUGAAGGCAGAUGAUGAUGUUCUUACUUUCAGGGACCUCGUAUGAGCGUGUAUGGUUCUGGGCUUUAUAGCUUCGUGGGUUGAGAAGGGGGGCGGGGCAGGAUGGGCGGAGCGACGUCGUCGAUGGCGUCGAAGUUGGCAUUCUUCCCGCCGGAGCCGCCGUCGUACAGGGUGGUGGGGGACGAGGAAACGGGGCGGCUGAAAAUGACGGUGGACGUGGAGGGGAGGGGAGGCCACCACGUGGAAGUGGUGAAGGCGCGGACUAGGAGAGGGAAUGAGAUUGUGGGCAUGUACGUGAAACACCCAUCGGCCUCCUUGACUCUGCUCUACUCCCAUGGCAAUGCCACUGACAUUGGCCAGAUGUACACCAUCUUCGUCGAGCUCAGUGAUCAUCUCCAUGUCAAUAUUAUGGGGUACGAUUAUUCUGGAUUUGGACAAUCUUCUGGGAAGCCAAGUGAGCAUGACACAUAUGCUGAUAUAGAGGCUGCUUACACAUGCUUGGAAGAGCAGUAUGGGGUUAAGGAGGAAGAUGUCAUCUUGUAUGGGCAGUCAGUAGGGAGUGGACCAACUCUGGAAUUGGCUACUCAUCUUCGUAACUUGAGGGCUGUAGUCCUCCACAGCCCGAUCUUAUCCGGGUUUCGAGUUAUGUAUCCCGUGAAGCGCACGUACUGGUUCGAUAUUUACAAGAAUAUCGACAAAAUCCCACUAGUCAAUUGCCCAGUUUUGGUGAUGCAUGGGACUGAUGAUGAGGUUGUGGAUUGCUCUCAUGGUAAGCAACUUUGGGAGCUCUGUAAAGAGAAGUAUGAGCCCUUGUGGCUUAAAGGAGGAAACCACUGCAACUUGGAGCUUUACCCAGAGUACUUGAAGCAUCUCAGGAAGUUCAUUUCAGCCAUUGAAAAGUUGCCUCGCCCUCAAAAUGGAUCCAAACAAAGUAUUGACCCAAUAGAGCAGCAUCAGGGCAAUAUCUCAGAGAAGAAUGACACUUCUAGGCUAAGUACAGACCAUAAAGCAAAGCCUAGACUUAGCAAUGGGCAGAAAGAGAAGUCCAGAGCAAGCAUGGACGGCAAAGAGAAGGCAAGAGCUAGCACUGGCAAGAGGGAUAGGCCGAGAAGGAGCCACGAUCACUCUUCGAAGGCAAGGAACAGCGCAGAUGGCUCAGAGAAACCACGGAACAGCAUUGAUCGGCUGGUGAAAUCAGUUAGACUAUGCAAUGUUGAUUGUUUCAAGCAGACAGCAGCCGAAGCAUGAGAUUGUUAAAGGCUACGUGAACGGUACAGAUGCUGCACUUUUCAUCAACUGUACCAGAUCUCAGUAACUAGUCUUUCUCUUCAAUUCUUAUCUCAAGAUUUACAUACAUACAUAUAUAUAUAUAUAUUAAGUGUUGAAAAUUAUACAUAUUAUUGUUUGCUCAGAGAAGCAAGUGGAAUUUGAAUGUCUAUUCCACUCCUCACGGUAA
Malania oleifera is the source of this 1460-nucleotide messenger RNA. RefSeq lists its product as uncharacterized. Lineage: Eukaryota; Viridiplantae; Streptophyta; Magnoliopsida; Santalales; Ximeniaceae. The record is from RefSeq and is a predicted model, not a curated record. The transcript has 7 exons. Bases 107 to 1252 code for a protein of 381 amino acids.